Amoebophrya sp. A25 is the source of this 5178-nucleotide messenger RNA. Lineage: Eukaryota; Dinophyceae; Syndiniales; Amoebophryaceae. The record is from the annotation of a GenBank genome assembly.
AAAACGCUAUCCGUCUGCGCUUACGCAGGUUCCAUCUGGACGGUCCCCAUCACAGCCAAAUUUUUUCAUCCAUGCAUAUUGGAUGCAAACUAAGUACUUUUCAAAAGUACUUAUACACUUGAUAUUCUCAACAACAUUUUUUUACAAUUGUUUCUUUUUUGUGGCAGAUUCGAUUGAGGAGAAUCCUUGUCUGUGUUUAUUUUGGAUUUCAAACUUCUGCUCACCAUCACCACCACGAUGUCCCACUUGUUGAUGGCUCAUUGUUGUCGUUCCUGAGGAGCCAUCAGGGCUGGUUCUGAGCCACGGACUUCAGCAGAGAAUAGCGGCUUUGAUGUCGGUGUAGAGAAGAGCAGAGUGUAGCCGUAGCAGCCACGUUUUGAUUGCGACUUUUGGUAUUGAGAAGCUAAGCGGCGACAGGAGAGCUACGAGGAGAAAGCUGGCAUCCACCUUUCUGCGUACGUAUGUAAUAACCAGCAGCAACAGUUCUAGCUGAACCACUUCUGUCAAGCAGCUACAGCGGAACCCACGACCUUUCGCUAGCUUGUAAUUACAGGCGACGGUAGUGCUAGCUGAAAAGUCGAACCUUUCUGAGACGCGCUCUUUUAGGUGAGCCUCCUCUAUGUAGCAGCAACGCUAGUUGCACGGGCUCAGGAGUAGACUUUUUCUACGUGGCAUUGAGUCUUGUCGGAGCUCAUCUUCUACGUGGCAUAUGAGCAGCACAAUGGCCCCUGAAGAAGCGGAGAAAAAGGUUAAGACUUGCCGUAAUUCAUCUUCAGAGGCAUCCCUGAGGACGCGUGUUCAAGGAGGAAAUACGUGCCGUUCAAGGAACGGCGUUGAACAAAAGAUUGAACACUGAUCUUUUUAGCAGUUGCACUGCUCAAAAGAUUGAGCGACUGCUGAAAAGGUUCGACAAGAUGAAUUGUUCUAAGCUCUAAGAAGGAUGAGCAGGAGGUGAUAAAUCCCUUCUUGAAGCAUACGGGAAAGGAGAUUUCCCUCGUAGAAUGCCCGAAAGGACAUGGAUUGAAUUAUGGCUUCUGGUGAUGUCACUGCUCAUGGUUGCUUCGUAGGCCUCAUAGGAGGUUUAGGGUUCAUUUUUUUCGAAAAUUUGCAUCCUCAGGGUUGUAUUCACAGUACCUCUACUACACGAUCGGCAGAAAACAAUGUGUUAUCUCCACUAUCCGUACUAGGUUGUCACCUCAUUUUUCCUACACCCGUGGAUUAAGGAUAGGAUCACCGCGUUGUUUCAGUAUCUCGCUGAUUUUAAGUAGUUGCUUGCUUGUUUCAGUUUUUCGAAUCCUUACAUGUAGUCUUACGGUUAUCACCUCUAAUAUCAUUUUAUGCGGCUAUACAAUCAUUGGCUUCUUCUAUGUAGUUUACUCGAACUCCACUCUAUGUAGUCUUACGGUUUCUAUGUACUACAUUCUUUCUAUGAUCUUCACUCUAAUCUCCACUCUUCGUGUCGCCACUUGGGAAGCCAUGCGCCGUAUGUGGCAAGCAGAUGCCAAAUGGCGACCGGGCGUGGCGGUGCUUUCCUUGCGAUUUUCACAUAUGUAUUGACUGCCACGAAAAAGGAGGUCAAUACGACAGAGGGACGGUGCAGGAGAGUGAAGGGUAUUUUCUAUUCCAUUUUUGGUAUGUAUUGACUGCCACGAAAAGGGAGGUCAAUACGACAGAGGAACCGUGCAGGAGAGUUGUGAAGGGUAUUUUCUAUUCCAUUUUUGAUAUGUAUUGACUGCCACGAAAAGGCAGGUCAAUACGACAGAGGAACCGUGCAGGAGAGUGAAGGGUAUUUUCUAUUCCAUUUUUGAUAUGUAUUGACUGCCACGAAAAGGCAGGUCAAUACGACAGAGGACCCGUGCAGGAGAGUGAAGGGUAUUUUCUAUUCCAUUUUUGAUAUGUAUUGACUGCCACGAAAAGGCAGGUCAAUGCGACAGAGGAACCGUGCAGGAGAGUGAAGGGUAUUUUCUAUUCCAUUUUUGAUAUGUAUUGACUGCCACGAAAAGGCAGGUCAAUACGACAGAGGACCCGUGCAGGAGAGUUGUGAAGGGUAUUUUUUGCCGCUCGCCGUCUCAGAGACUUGAUGGAAGUCCUGACUACAAUUUCACCCCAUAGGAAUACUGAUCUUAGAAAGCCCUAGGCUCACCUGAUUACUCCAGUUUUGGAGUAAUUUCUGAAUUCUUCCUUAGUUCUUAGGGCUCUAGCUACCAAAAAUAGUUUCUAUUAUCGGAAUAAUCUGCGAUUGACCACACUCACUCUCACAUUGAAAAUCUAUUUUGUCUUCAGUUGUUGGGUCAGUAUGUUGCGUCGAGUGUCUAUGUCUACUUGACAAGCUCUAACUCAAAAAGAAUGUACCAAUAAACACCACUCCCAAGCAGGUAUCACAACCCCAACUGGGAUGGCAAACCUAUGGACCCUUUCGGCGACAUCACAACACGAGACGUCACAACUCUGAGGGAUUUGCUGUCGAAGUAUGCGGAGUCCACGCGCCUUCUAACCGUGAAGUGUGAAUGCGUGAUACCAGAUUAAGGGUAGGUUAAAGGUGCUUUUCUUACCGCUUUUUAUGCCUCUCUCCCUUAGGAGGAGAAAGGCAUAAAAAGCGGGGUAAGCGAGCACCAAAAACCUACCUCUAACCAGAUUACAGUAAUCGCGGACACACAGGUCUCUCAGUGGAGCACGUGCACAAAGUGGCUCAGAGCAUGGCUAGAGGGUUUCGGGUCAGGGACUUUAUGAACAACGAGAACGAUUCCAAGUCCAUGUGAAUUUAGCUAUCACAUUUACAGAAGAACAUCUAGCUUCUUUUUUGAAGAACAGCUAUCUAGCUUCUUUUUUGAAGAACAGCUUGGAAUAGCGCAAGAAGCACUCUAAUAUCCACUUCAUUAAGAAGUCUUUCUUACCAUCUACCUUCUACUUGACUAUUACACCUACAAUUUCGAGAUACCUUCAUCAUUCUUUUUAUUAUAAGAAGUCUUUCUUGUCACAACUCUUCCUCGUGAGAAACCUCUCUCUCUCUCCCUUUCCUUCCUUCCACCCCUUCACUUCCAUAGACGACACUGAGUAUCAAGGCUACGACAUACCGGUUCUAGUGCGGGAAACGACACAGACUGAAGGGGGGAAGGACGCUCUGAAAAACUGGUCUGGGAUAGUCAUGGAGACCCCAGGUUUUCCGAAACCUAGUGUACAGCUCUUGAGGAAGAGCAAGGAAAGCGAAUUAUUUUGCUCCCUAGGGAAUGGACAUUUUUUUCAAGCGUUGAAUUGCUUUAGGACAGGGGUGAAGAGCAUAUGGACCCAAGAAGGAUUUGGUAGUUGUUUUUUCUGAGAAGUUAUGAGUUUUUUGAUGUAGGGCGUCAUUAGGUAUAAGUCUUCUUUCUUGUUUGGUUCCUUUUCCUGUACAACUUUUUUUGCUUCUAAAAAAGUCAAUGGUCAUCAUCUACAUCAUGCACGAAGAGGUCUUUCGGAAUGAUUACUAUUUGAUGUCUUCAAUCUUCAACAUCUCAACACUGCAGCCCGUCCCGACGACCAUUUAUCAUACGUCGAUUCCUAUGUGGUACCUGAUGAGCAUGGCAGUAACCCAAUGCUGAGAGACGCGGUUCUUAACGGCGUUCCAGCUCUAGUCCUGAAGCCAGAUAUACCACUCAAAGAACGAGUUAUCAUAUGCGAGCUACUAAACAAGCUUUCGGAUUAUAGAUGGGCGCUGAAAGCUGGUACUGAUCUGUGCUGGAGCAGUAUUUUUGUAGCGACUAAAGUAUUGUCACUAUCACUUCUAAACCAGUCGUGGUGCUGUGAUCAGGCGUAGUAGGCGAAGGACCCUGCUCAAUCAGCUAUUGAGACGAAGUGCGUGAUGACUUGGAGGCUGUGCUCUAGAAAAAUGAAAAUAAAAGCAGAGCUUGACAUCAUAGAAUAAGCAUGGGCAACAAGCCUGAAGAUCCGAUCACAAGGAAAAUUCAAAUUCUUGUCCAAACUGCUCCAGGUCCCUCCCUCGCAACCGACCCGAAAGAUUUUGUCGUGGAUCUCGACUCCUUAAAGGAGGUAGACGUCAAGCAGAGUCAAUUCGAGCUGCUCUCUAAGGCACUAGACGGCCUGGAACUCAACUGCUUAGUGCGCCAGGAGACGGGUCAGAGUGGAGGGGACCGUGUGGGGAAUUGAUGGGGGAACGCUUAACAUGGGACGAGGCUGACGAUAUUAAGUCCGGUUGGUAGUAAAGGAACGCUUAGGACGAGGCUGACGAUGUUAAGUCCGGUUGGUAGUAGCAUGAGAUACGGUCGUAAGACGUGGGAAUAGGAGCCUCUUGAAACAAUACCUCAAGAACACCCAGGUCCCAAAGAAAAAAAACCUCAAGAACAUUUACAUGAAUGAAUGAAUGAAUGAAUGAAUGAAUGAAUGAAUACCGCAGAUCUCCCAGAUAAUGGUUUUGAUGAAAUUUUUGUUAAUACUGUGGCUCAAGUUAUUAUACCCCCUCUUGCAUUUUUGUGACUUGCAACUUUUGGUUUGCUGUCCCCUCAGCAAUUUUCUAACCCCUUAGUGCUCAAAUUAAUAACUGUAUUCUGCCUUCGUAGUCGUCGUCAUGCUUCGGCGUAUGUUGCUACUUAGGAUUGCGUGUGUGAUAGACUCAGCCUCGAUGAAUAAUCAUCGAAAUAAUGCGGGCUUAAUCCUGCGGGUGGUGUAGUCUCUAUCUCAAAUGUACUAAACUCAGUAUCUUCUCGUCUGAAAAACUGUGCAUCUUCUUCGUCUCAACUAACAGCACCACGGCAUCGAUGAAUGUACGAUAUUGUUGUGCAAAUGAUACAUACUCAUCUACCUAGCCACUUUGCACCACGUCUUAUGUCCUCACUCAUCUACCUAGCCACUUUGCACCACGUCUUAUGUCCUCACUCAUCUACCUAGCCACUUUGCACCACGUCUUAUGUCCUAUUAUUAUGAACAUAGACAUACCUGCUGGAUUCCUCACCAUCAACUUGAAAAUCUUUAUUUCGUGCCACAACUUCAACCAGUCGGGAUGAUAUCAUGGGUAAACACGUCCACACAAAAAAUCAUUAUGAGGGAUGACACUUAUGCUUCUAGGGGCGUUGCCUCCUUGCCAUCGAAAUGUACUCUAUGACCUAACCCUUUAACACGCGCAAGAGCAAGAGGAUUCUUCUAUAAAUGUCAUCUAGGUGAAGACGAAAGAAGUCUCCAAAACAU